Triplophysa dalaica is the source of this 1988-nucleotide messenger RNA. RefSeq names its product dihydrolipoamide dehydrogenase (gene dldh). The record is from RefSeq and is a predicted model, not a curated record. Gene Ontology annotation, cellular component: oxoglutarate dehydrogenase complex; mitochondrion. NCBI's taxonomy places the organism in Eukaryota, Metazoa, Chordata, Actinopteri, Cypriniformes, Nemacheilidae. The coding region runs from base 114 to 1637 and encodes 507 amino acids. The transcript is spliced from 14 exons. Gene Ontology annotation, molecular function: dihydrolipoyl dehydrogenase (NADH) activity; flavin adenine dinucleotide binding.
AUUACCCCGCGACGGCUGAGCGCCCUCUGUACUGCGCAUGCGUAUAAUUGUCAAGUCCUUGGACGCUGUGAUCGCUGUAGGUGAAGCGGUCUUGAACGGGACGUACUGUCAAAAUGCAGAGCUGGAACCAUCUAUAUCGCACACUCGCCACGCGAGGUCAGCAUCUCCCCUGCAAGUUGCAUGGAGCCACAGUCCUAUCUGCAAGAACGUAUGCUGACAAAGCAGCAAUUGAUGCUGAUGUCACAGUUGUGGGCUCUGGGCCUGGAGGUUACGUCGCGGCCAUCAAAGCAGCUCAGCUUGGCUUCAAGACAGUAUGUGUGGAGAAGAAUGCGACUCUCGGAGGAACGUGCCUAAAUGUGGGCUGCAUCCCGUCAAAGGCUCUGCUCAACAACUCUUAUCUAUAUCACUUGGCACACGGAAACGAUUUUGAAAGCAGAGGGAUUGAAAUUCAGGGGAUCUCAUUGAACCUGGAAAAGAUGAUGGCACAGAAGAGUGGAGCAGUCAAGGCCCUGACAGGAGGAAUCGCACACUUAUUCAAACAGAACAAAGUUACUCACGUCAAUGGGUAUGGAAUGAUAACUGGUAAGAAUCAAGUGACGGCAAAGUCCGCUGAUGGAGAUCAGGUUAUAAACACCAAGAACAUCCUCCUCGCUACUGGAUCAGAGGUCACCCCUUUCCCAGGGAUCGAGAUCGAUGAAGAAACCAUAGUGUCUUCCACUGGAGCUUUAUCACUCAAGAAGGUUCCAGAGGAGCUCAUUGUGAUCGGGGGUGGAGUCAUCGGUGUGGAGUUGGGGUCUGUGUGGCAGAGGCUGGGUGCAAAAGUCACGGCUGUGGAGUUUCUCGGCCACGUCGGUGGAAUGGGUAUCGAUAUGGAGAUCUCCAAAAACUUUCAACGAAUUCUUCAGAAGCAGGGCUUGAAGUUCAAACUGGGCACCAAGGUCAUGGGCGCCACCAAGAGAGCUGACGGAAAGAUCGAUGUGGCCGUGGAGGCAGCUGCCGGUGGCAAGAACGAGACGCUCGUCUGUGACGUUCUGUUGGUGUGCAUUGGGCGCCGCCCCUUCUGCCAAAACCUCGGGCUUGAGUCUGUUGGUAUUGAACUGGAUGGCAGAGGAAGGAUACCUGUCAACGGCCGCUUUCAGACCAAAGUGCCCAGUAUCUAUGCCAUUGGAGAUGUGAUAGCUGGACCCAUGCUGGCUCACAAAGCUGAGGAUGAGGGUAUUAUUUGUGUCGAGGGAAUGGCAGGAGGAGCCGUCCAUAUCGACUACAACUGUGUGCCCUCCGUCAUUUACACUCACCCUGAGGUUGCCUGGGUCGGAAAGACCGAAGAACAGCUCAAAGAGGAGGGCGUGCCAUAUAAAGUGGGCAAAUUCCCCUUUGCUGCCAAUAGCAGAGCAAAGACAAAUGCUGAUACGGAUGGACUGGUAAAGAUCCUCAGCCACAAGGAUACAGACCGGAUGUUGGGAGCUCAUAUUGUGGGAACGGGGGCAGGAGAGAUGAUCAAUGAGGCUACAUUAGCUAUGGAGUACGGGGCUUCAUGUGAGGAUAUUGCCAGAGUUUGCCAUGCCCACCCUACUGUGUCAGAGGCCUUCAGAGAAGCUAACCUUGCUGCUUCAUUUGGAAAAGCUAUCAACUUUUAGAUUUUCUUCACAAACACAUGUAUAUAAAUGUCUGUUGCGUAAUUUUCUGUCCACGCACAUUCUAGGGUACCCAGGUUUCUGGGCUUUCUGGUGUAACCUUCAUGCAACUGUUCAGAAUAACCCUGUAAAACAUUAAGUAUGUUAUUUAAACGUCCUAAUAAAGGAACCUGGGUCUUAUAUUGAAUUUUCUCUUUCUGAGCAAAAUGUUAUGUGGGUUUCAGAUGUUCAGUUAAAUAAGUUUUAUGCAGACGGUCAUAAAUAUGAGCGAAGCAAUCAUUUUUAAAACGUUGAAAAUUUUGAUUUCGGCUGUAUUAUUCUACAUGGUAGAUUAAUAAAGAGGGAGAUGCUGUA